UGCUCGGUUUGGUCGGUCCCGGAGCGAGGUCCCGGCGAUGGCGGCGGUGGAUUCGGAUGUCGAAUCCCUCCCGCGUGGGGGUUUCCGGUGCUGCCUCUGCCACAUUACUACAGCCAACCGGCCCAGUUUAGAUGCCCACUUGGGAGGCCGGAAGCACCGACACCUGGUAGAAUUACGAGCUUCCCGGAAGGCCCAGGGUCUUCGAAGUGUCUUUGUCAGUGGCUUUCCCCGGGAUGUGGAUUCAGCUCAACUCUCUGAGUACUUCCAAGCAUUUGGGCCUGUGGCCAGUGUUGUCAUGGACAAGGACAAGGGCGUGUUCGCCAUCGUGGAGAUGGGGGACGUGGGGGCCCGGGAAGCAGUCCUGUCACAACCUCAGCAUAGCCUGGCUGGACGUCGCCUGCGAGUCCGGCCUCGAGAGCAGAAAGAGUUCCAGAGUCCAGCUUCCAGGUCCCCCAAAGGAGCUGCCCCUGACAGUCAACAGUUGCUCAAGGCGCUGGCCGAGGCCCCAGAUGUGAGCGCCCAGAUGAGGAAGCUCGUGGGCCUGAGGGAGCUGUCGGAGGCUGAGAGACAGCUGCGGAGCCUCGUGGUGGCCCUGAUGCAGGAGGUCUUCACUGAGUUCUUCCCCGGCUGUGUGGUCCAUCCUUUUGGCUCUUCCAUAAACAGCUUUGACGUCCAUGGCUGCGAUCUUGACCUCUUCCUCGACCUGGGUGACUUGGAAGAGCCUCAGCCGGGCGCAAAGCCACCGGAGUCUCCCUCCCUGGACUCGGCCCUGGCCUCCCCACUGGAUCCUCAAGUCCUGACCUGCGCCCCAGCUUCUCCGCAAGACUCUGAAACCCUGGACUUGGAAGCCCUGUCCUCCCUGGCACCCCGGACUCCAGACUCCGCUUUGGCCUCCGAGACCCUUGCCUCUCCCCAGUCCCUGCCCCCAACCUCCCCACUGCAGGAUGACGGGGCCUCGGGGGACCUGGGCAAGGCCCCGAAGGCCGAGAGAGCGGAGGGUGGGGCCAUGCUGGAACUGGUGGGGUCCAUUCUCCGGGGCUGUGUCCCCGGAGUGUACCGAGUCCAGACUGUGCCCUCUGCUCGCCGGCCCGUCGUCAAGUUCUGCCAUCGUCCUUCCGGGCUCCAUGGUGAUGUCUCCCUGAGCAAUCGGCUGGCUCUGCAUAACUCUCGCUUCCUGAGCCUCUGCUCGGAGCUGGAUGGGCGAGUCCGGCCCCUCGUCUAUACUGUCCGCUUCUGGGCUCAGGGUCGGGCGCUGUCAGGGAGCGGCCCCCUGCUCAGCAACUAUGCCCUGACCUUGCUCGUCAUCUAUUUCCUUCAGACCAGGGACCCCCCUGUGCUGCCCACUGUCCUGCAGCUCACUCAGAAAGCAGAUGAGGGGGAGCAGGUGGAGGUCGACGGCUGGGACUGUAGCUUCCCCCAGGACGCCUCGAGCCUGGAGCCCAGCACUAAUACGGAGCCCCUGAGUUCCCUGCUGGCCCAGUUCUUCUCCUGUGUUGGCUGCUGGGAUCUUGGCGGCUCGCUGCUGUCCCUGCGGGAGGGCCAGGCUCUGCCCAUGGCCGGGGGCUUGCCUGCCCCUGGCUGGGAGGGCCUGCGCCUUGGCCCCAUGAACCUCCAGGACCCUUUCGACUUGAGCCACAAUGUGGCGGCCAACGUGACAAGCCGGGUGGCCGGUCGGCUGCAGAGCUGCUGCCGGGCGGCUGCCAACUACUGCCGGAGCCUCCAGUUCCAGCAACGCUCCUCCCGGGGUCGUGACUGGGGGCUGCUCCCACUGCUGCAGCCCAGCUCUCCCAGUGCCCUGCUGUCUGCCACUCCCAUCCCCUUACCCCCUGCGCCAUUUCCCCAGCUCACAGUCGCCCUGGCUAAGGUGUUGCGGGAAGCACUGGGGUGCCGCCUAGAACAGGGCACCAAGAGACUGAGGCCUGAGGGUGGGGGAGCUGGGGAUUCACCCCAGGCCGAGACAAGUAAGAGGCUGAAACUGGACGAACAGAAGAACAGCUGGGAGGGGGAGAAAGAGCAGCUGUUGGCAAGUACAGGGGACCAUAGCGAAGAUGGGAUAGAAGAAAUGGUCGUCGAGGUGGGUGAGACGGUGCAGGACUGUGCCAUGCAGAGCCCCACGCGGCCAGAAAAGCCUUUGGACCCUGAAAACGAGGGCCUGCUGGCAGAGCAGAGGCCUGGGGAGCCCCCUGCAGCCCUGGAGGGACCCCAGAGUGGGGUGUCUUUCUCCCCUGUGAGCUGGCGCUGUGCUUUGUGGCACCGAGUGUGGCAGGGGCGGCGACGUGCUCGAAGACGCCUUCAGCAGCAGCAGACCAAGGACGGGGGUGCAAGUGGUCCUUGCUCAGGACCCCAGUGGCUGGUGACCGAGGCUCUGGUAACCCAGGAGCUGAGAGGCCCCAACAAUGCUCCAGGGACCCUAGAGACGGCGCCACUUCUGACCUUUGUGGCAUCUGCCUCCCCUGCUGACCAGACUCUCACAGUGACCCCGGUCCAGGAUUCUCAGGGCCUGUUCCCCGAUCUCCAUCAUUUUUUACAGAUAUUCCUUCCUCAAGCACUCCGAGCCCUCCUCAAGUAAGGGCAAGGCAAUAAAGCUGCUAGAUUACUAAA
Molecule: messenger RNA, 2601 nt
Organism: Suncus etruscus (white-toothed pygmy shrew)
Lineage: Eukaryota; Metazoa; Chordata; Mammalia; Eulipotyphla; Soricidae
Gene: TUT1
Product: terminal uridylyl transferase 1, U6 snRNA-specific
Exons: 9
Coding region: 38-2569 (843 amino acids)
Cellular component (GO): mitochondrion
Molecular function (GO): RNA binding; poly(A) RNA polymerase activity
Source: RefSeq, a predicted model, not a curated record